AUGCCUGCCGUCUACGAAAGAUGGUUGGUUGGGUGGAUGAAAUCUAAACUUGCUGUUCGUAGCGCAAACUUGCAAACGCCCACCUUAUGCACGUGCCGUUCCAUCAUUCGUCUUGGAGCCAUAUUGCUCGGUGCGGAUUCACUCCGUCACGCAGUCCCUGUUGAACUUGGACGUAGAGAUGUAUCCGCCGGAGUUUUAGAUCAACUUGCCUUCUUUUCCCAAUACUCUGCGGCGGCCUACUGUCUCGGCAACAACAACAGCCCCAACACCAAAAUCGCAUGCCCACAAGGCAAUUGUCCCCUCGUUGAAGCCGCGAAAACGAGUACCCUCACCGAAUUCGAGAACAGCGUCAAGAGCGAUGUGACAGGCUUCGUCGCAACAGACACCACCAACAAACUCAUCGUGCUCUCAUUCCGCGGGUCAAAGAGUGUUCGCAACUGGAUCACCAACGUCAAGUUUCCCGUCACCAAGACGCCCAUCUGCGCAGACUGUGACGCGAGUAUCGGGUUUUGGGAGAGCUGGGAGGAGGCACAGACCGAGGUCCUGAAAGCCAUUUCAACUGCGCAAAAGAAAUUCCCAAACUUCAAGGUUGUUGCCACUGGACAUUCGCUAGGCGGUGCGCUGGCAACUCUCGCUGCGGGUGUGCUGCGCAGCCAAAACACAACAGUCGACCUGUACACAUACGGUGCACCCAGAGUCGGCCUAGAAGGCAUUAGCCAGUUCAUUGGUGCACCGGGCAAGGGUGAGACUUUCAGGGUCACGCACAAGGGCGACCCUGUUCCCAAACUUCCUCCUUCCAUCCUCGGCUACAGACACUCUUCGCCAGAGCACUACGUCCUUAGUGGCAACGAUGUACCGCCAACGGUUGGAGAAAUCGAAGUUCUCGAUGGUACAUUGAACCUGAAGGGCAAUGCGGGCGACUUGGGAGUGGAUAUCGGCAAGCAUUUGUUUUAUUUUGGAAAUAUCAGUGCCUGUGACGGAAAGCAAGGCAUCGAGGUCAAGGCGUAGAAUCCUGUCCAUCGUAUGAUGAAUUAAACGAUUAUGAUUUUU
Molecule: messenger RNA, 1050 nt
Organism: Pyrenophora tritici-repentis Pt-1C-BFP
Lineage: Eukaryota; Fungi; Ascomycota; Dothideomycetes; Pleosporales; Pleosporaceae
Product: CVT17, putative lipase essential for disintegration autophagic bodies inside the vacuole
Biological process (GO): lipid catabolic process
Source: RefSeq, a predicted model, not a curated record